This is a messenger RNA of Cuculus canorus (common cuckoo), 2289 nucleotides long. RefSeq names its product ArfGAP with coiled-coil, ankyrin repeat and PH domains 1 (gene ACAP1). The coding region runs from base 49 to 2196 and encodes 715 amino acids. Gene Ontology annotation, molecular function: GTPase activator activity; protein binding. NCBI's taxonomy places the organism in Eukaryota, Metazoa, Chordata, Aves, Cuculiformes, Cuculidae. The record is from RefSeq and is a predicted model, not a curated record. The transcript has 22 exons. Gene Ontology annotation, cellular component: cytoplasm.
GACCCCCCCAAACCCUCAGGACCCCCCAAUCCUCCCGGACCCCCCAAAAUGACGGUGAAACUCGAUUUCGAGGAGUGCCUGCGGGAUUCGCCGUGGUUCAGAGCGGCUGUGGAGGAGGCGGACGCCGACGUGGCCGAACUUGAGACCCACCUGGAGAAGGUGCUGAAGCUCUGCUCGGCCAUGUUGGACGCGGGGCGGCAGCUGGAGGGGAGCAGCCGAGCCUUCGCCGCGGGGCUGCGCGAGAUGGCGGCGACCCCCCGGGGGGACCCCCUGCUGCGGGAGGCGCUGGAGAAGCUCUGCGACUCCUUAGAGCAGAUGAUGGACAGCCACGAGGAGCUGCAGGACACCAUCCAGGUCGCCUUACGCCGCCACCUCCACACCCUGCUCAAGGAGGAGGCGCGGGGGCUGCGGGAGGCGCGGCGGGAGCGCGGGCGGGCGGCAGAGGCGCUGGCGGCGGCGCUGCACCACCACGCAGAGGUUCCGCGGCGUCGCCCCGGAGAGGCCCGAGAGGCGGCGGCUGCGCUGGGGGGCGCCCGGGGGGCAGCGCGGGCCGCGGGGCUGCACUACGUCCUGCAGAUGAACGUUCUGCAGGACAAGAAGAAGACCGAGAUCCUGCAGUUUGUGCUGGCCCUGCUGGAAGCCCAGGCCACCUUCUUCGGCCACGGCCACCGCGGGGCCACCGGCACCCGGCAGUACCGGGGGGCACUGGGGGCGCAGCUGGACCAGUUGGUGCUGGAGGGGGCGCGGAGGCAGCGGGACCUGGAGCAGCGCCACGCCCUGCUGCUGCAGCAGGACCUGUCGCAGGAGGCAGUGGGCGCGGGGGGGGCGGGGCCGGGGGCCCCCCCCAUGGAGGGGUAUCUCUACAAGAGAGCGAGCAACGCCUUCCGCACCUGGAGCCGGCGGUGGUUUUCCAUCCAGAGCAACCAAUUGGUUUAUGUCAAGCGGGCGCGGGACCCCCCCACGGUGGUGGUGGAGGAUUUGCGCCUCUGCACCGUCAAACCCUGUCCCGACCUCGAGCGCCGCUUCUGCUUCGAGGUCGUCUCUCCCUCCAAAUCCUGGGUGCUGCAGGCGGAUUCGGGGGGGCAGCAGCGCGCGUGGCUCAGCGCCGUCCAGAGCAGCAUCGCCUGCGCCUUCGGCCAGGGGCACCCCGAAACCCCCCCCGGGCACCCCGAAACCCACCCCGGGCAGCCCCCCAACCGCCCCUGCGUGGUUUCGGGGUGCCGGGGGGGUCCCCCCGAACCGUCGGUGCUGACGGCGGUGCUGGGGGUGGAGGGGAACGGGAGCUGCUGCGACUGCCGCGCCCCCGCACCCGCCUGGGCCAGCGUCAACCUGGGCAUCACCCUCUGCAUCGAGUGCUCGGGCAUCCACAGGAGCCUGGGUGUCCACUUCUCCAAGGUGCGCUCGCUGACGCUGGACUCCUGGGAGCCUGAACUGGUGAAGUUGAUGUGCGAACUGGGGAACAGCACCUUGAACCGCAUCUACGAGGCGCGGGUGGAGGAGAUGGGGGUGAAAAGACCCCCCCCCGGCUGCUCCCGGGCUCAGCGGGAGGAUUGGAUUCGGGCCAAAUAUGUGCAGAAGAAAUUCGUGACGGGGCUCCCGGCGCCCCCCCCGCGGCACCGACCCCCCCGCGGCAGCGCCGCCGCCCCCCCCGGCCCCGCGGGUGUCGGGGCGCCCCCCGGCCUGCACCCCGGGGCUCUGCUCUACUGGGCGGCCCAACACCAGCGCUUACCCACCAUGGCGGACGCCCUGGCGCACGGCGCAGACCCCGGCUGGGUGAACGCGGCCCAGGGGCACCUCACCCCGCUGCUGCAGGCCGUCGCCUCGAACUCUCUGCUGGCGUGCGAGUUCCUGCUGCAGAACGGCGCCAGCGUCAACCAGAGCGACGGGCGCGGGCGGGCGCCGCUGCACCUCGCCACCGCCCUGGGGCACACCGGCCUCGCCUGCCUCUUCCUCAAGCGCGGGGCCGACAUCGACGCCGUCGACGCCGACGGCAAAGACGCUCUCUCCAUCGCCAUCGAUUCGGCCAACGCCGACAUCGUCACCCUACUGCGGCUGGCGAAGAUGCGGGAGCUGGAGGUGGCCCAGGGGCAGACGGGCGACGACACGUACCUCGACAUCUUCCGGGACAUCUCCCUCAUGGCCUCCGACCACCCCGAGAAGCUCGCGCGGCCCCACCAGAAGCUCAACACCCUUUAGCCCCGCCCCCUUUUGCGCCUGGCCACGCCCCCCUCCUCGGUCUGGCCACGCCCCCCUCCUCCCCAACAUCCAAUGGAUUAAAGGAUGGGUUCG